ACCCAAAAUUAAUUGAAGUUCUGAAUAACUUAUACAGAGAAAAUAUUGCUACUAAUCUUAUGCUUAAUCGUGUGAUGGUAGAAGUUGAAGGAAUUGAAGCGAAUCUCAAAAAUAAAAACCUGAAUACUGAUUCUACUAUAUAUCUGGAUACUGAGUUUUUAACACUAUUCCCAAUUAAUAGUACAAAUGGCUUCAAUCUGAUAGAGAAUCAAAUCCAGAACUCAUCAGAUUUUGUUUCAAAAUUGGAAUCAUUUUUAAAGUCAGUUGGAGGUACUAAUCCCAAAAAUCAUUUGAAUAGAGUUUUGGCUAAAGUUUUCACCAAUGAAUUUGGAAUCAAGUGUUCUUGGACAGGUCGUGGGCAGAAAAUUGAAAUAAAAAUUGGAGACUCUCAUUUAAUUAUAAUCAUUAAAAAAGUCAUCAAAGAUGUUUCAACAAGCUUGUUUACAGAAUCUGACUUUGACAAGACAGUAUCAGAUUGGUUAAGACAUGCCAAUACUCGACAUAGUAGAGCUCUAAACAUUUGAUUAU
Molecule: messenger RNA, 528 nt
Organism: Aphis gossypii (cotton aphid)
Lineage: Eukaryota; Metazoa; Arthropoda; Insecta; Hemiptera; Aphididae
Exons: 3
Coding region: 60-524 (154 amino acids)
Source: RefSeq, a predicted model, not a curated record